Messenger RNA from Lotus japonicus, 505 nucleotides. RefSeq names its product polcalcin Cyn d 7-like. Bases 103 to 345 code for a protein of 80 amino acids. Gene Ontology annotation, molecular function: calcium ion binding. The record is from RefSeq and is a predicted model, not a curated record. NCBI's taxonomy places the organism in Eukaryota, Viridiplantae, Streptophyta, Magnoliopsida, Fabales, Fabaceae. The transcript has a single exon.
GUGAUCCUCUUCCUAUCAUUUAGCAACAACGCCGAGUCUUUAGAGGACACCCUCAUUUCACCUUCAAUUCCUCUCGUGUUCAUCAAGAAAAUUAAAGCUAAUAUGGGUGAUAGAGCUGAAUGUGAGCGUGUUUUCAAGCGCUUUGAUGUGAAUGGCGAUGGCAAGAUCUCUCUGGCUGAGUUUGCAGAUGCUCUCAAAGUGUUAGGCUUAACAUCUCAGGAGGAAGUUCAGCGUCGAAUGGCGGAAAUUGAUAAGGAUGGUGAUGGUUAUAUCACAUUGGAAGAGUUAGUUGAAUUUGAUAGCGCCCAUCCUAACUUGAUGAAGGAUGUUUUGAAGAAACUCUAAGCUUUCUGCAUUUGGUUUCAAUGUUCUUAUAUUGCCAUUAAAAAUCUUAUUUCUUUCUUGUUACCAUAUUUUUAUAUAUUCAGAAGUUUUAAGUUGUGGAGUAGUAUAUAUAAAAAUUUGUAAUAUUAAAUACAAAUUAAUUACAAAUUAAUUAACCAUU